UAAGAUAUUUUUGAAAACGAAAUUUUUGAAAAUUGUUAUGAAAAAAAAUUCCAAAAAAAUAAAUUUGCUUUUUUCGUUUAAUCUCAUUAAUAUCAAAUGAAUUGGCUUCUGAACAAAUAAAAAAAAAUAUUGCAAAAACAAAUAACAUGACUUCUUCAUAAAAUGACUUAACUCAAAACAAUAUCUGUCCAUUAAAAAAUAUAUGUAUGUUAUGUGGAAAAAGUGUUCAGAUUACAAUACAUAAAACCAAAAGCUUGUAACAACAACAAGGGAAAGCCGGUUGAUUAAAAAUAAACGACUGAAAAAAACCUUCAACACAAUUUUUACUCAAAACCUGCCUUCGAAAAGUGAAAAACUCGGAAAAGCACAGCGGCACACAUAUCAAUGACCUGGAUCUCGUCAGCAGCUGGUCAAGUGCUGUCGCAUGUUGAUUAUAAACGGAAACGAUAAUCACAAAAGAAAAGGCAUUAACUAAGACCUGAGCAGUAAACAACUUGCCACCAGAAACAAAGGCCCAUAAAAUAAACGAAAACAUAUAAAGAACAAAAAAGCGAAAACGACGACCUGCCCUAAACGUAUUAAAAAAGGCAGAAAAAGUAAAACAAAAAAAUUGCUGUGGUCGAUUACAUGAAAAGCAGUAACCGGCAGCGUUAAACAAAACGCCAGUGGUGGCAAUAAUUUUCGGCAAAUAAGGACACAUAUAUAAUUGCAACACACACACGCGAGUAUAUUGUCAACAUCGCGCGUCACCGGGGAAAUCUAAAAGCAUAGAGGAGAGGUGCCAAAAUGUCGUCGUGGCGGUGUUGCGGCAGUGCCGCCAACAGGGCAGCCAUAAAACUGCUCAUUAUCGCGCUCGCCUAUCUGCCACAUGCCAUCGAUGCGAAUGAAUCACUCGACACACGUGAAGGUGUUGAUUUGGUGUUGAAAUGCCGCUUCACCGAGCACUACGAUGCCAAGGAUUUCAGCUUUUACUGGGCGCGCUGGAAUUGCUGUCCGACGCAAUUUGAGAAUGUGGCCAUCGGCGAUGUGCAGCUGAACAUGAAUUACAGAGUGGAUUUUCGUCCAGGUCGUGGGAUUUAUGACUUGCAAAUAAAAAACACCUCAUACAAUCGCGAUAAUGGCCGCUUCGAGUGUCGGAUCAAGGCCAAAGGCACCGGUGCCGAUGUACAUCAGGAAUUUUACAAUUUGACAGUUUUGACACCGCCACAUCCGCCAAUGAUAACGCCGGGCAACAUAGCCAUUGCCACCGAGGAUAAACCGUUAGAAUUGACUUGCAGCAGUGUGGGUGGCUCACCGGAUCCGACGAUAACUUGGUUUCGCGAGGGCAGCAGCGUACCGUUACAAUCGUACAUACUGAAAGGCGGCUCCAAAAAUCAUUACACCAAUGCAACAUUACAAAUACUGCCAAGACGCGCUGACGAUGGCGCCAAAUAUAAAUGCGUCGUUUGGAAUCGUGCCAUCUCCGAGGGUCAUAAGCUGGAGACAACUGUCACGCUGAAUGUGAACUUUUAUCCACGCGUCGAGGUGGGACCACAAAAUCCGUUGCGCAUCGAACGUGAUCACAUCGCCAAAUUGGAAUGCAAUGUCGAUGCAAAACCCAAAGUCUCCAAUGUACGUUGGUCACGCAACGGGCAAUAUGUUAGUGCCACGCCUACGCACACUAUCUAUCGCGUGGGGCGCCAUCAUGCGGGCAAAUAUACUUGCAACGCGGACAAUGGGCUGGGCAAAUCAGGCGAGAAGGACAUAAUACUUGAUGUGCUCUUCCCACCCAUAGUCGUCAUCGAAUCGAAGACACACGAAGCCGAGGAGGGCGAAACAGUUAUGGUGCGUUGUAAUGUCACCGCCAACCCGCCACCCAUUACCAUCGAAUGGUUGAAGGAGGGAGCGCCGGAUUUUCGCUUCACUGGCGAACUGCUCACUUUGGUAACUGUGCGCGCCGAACACGCCGGCAACUACAUUUGCCGUGCUGUCAAUCUGAUGAACCCCUACAACUCGAAACGUGUAGAAGGUGUUGGCAACUCCACGGUGGCGCUGUUGGUGCGACACCGACCCGGGCAAGCCUACAUAACACCGAAUAAACCGAUUGUGCAUGUGGGCAAUGGUGUUACGCUCAGUUGCUCGGCUAAUCCGCCCGGUUGGCCAGUGCCACAGUAUCGCUGGUUUCGUGAUGUGGAUGGUGAGUUUAGUAAUACACAAAAGAUUUUGGCGCAAGGACCACAAUACUCCAUACCGAAGGCGCAUCUCGGUAGCGAAGGCAAGUAUCAUUGUCAUGCCGUUAAUGAGUUGGGUAUUGGUAAGAUGGCUACGAUUAUACUCGAAGUGCACCAGCCACCACAAUUUCUGGCCAAACUACAACAACACAUGACACGACGUGUGGGCGAUGUCGAUUAUGCGGUCACUUGCAGCGCCAAGGGUAAACCUACGCCCAUUAUACGUUGGAUCAAGGACGGUACCGAGGUACUGCCAGGUCGUAAGAUGUAUGAUAUACGCACAACGCCUACCGAGGGUCAAGGUGGCGUCGUAACAGUGCAAAGCAUACUGAAGUUCCGCGGCAAAGGGCGGCCGAAUGGCAAUCAGUUGGUGCCUGGUGAUCGUGGACUCUACACUUGUCUCUACGAGAAUGAGGUGAACUCGGCCAACUCGAGCAUGCAUUUACGCAUCGAGCACGAGCCGAUUGUUUUGCAUCAGUAUAAUAAGGUGGCUUACGAUGUGCGCGAGUCGGCGGAGGUUAUGUGCAAGGUGCAAGCAUAUCCAAAGCCAGAAUUCCAAUGGCAAUUUGCAAAUAAUCCUUCGCCGCUUACAAUGUCUUCGGAUGGUCAUUAUGAAAUUGCAAUACGCACGGAUAAUAAUGAUGUCUAUACCUCGAUAUUGCGCAUAAACCAUAUCUCGCAUUCCGAUUAUGGCGACUACACUUGUCGUGCUGUCAAUCCACUCGACACAAUACGCACGCAGAUUAGACUGCAACCCAAGGGUGCACCGGAGCGGCCCACCGCGCUCAAAGUAAUGGAAAUAUCGCACAAUUAUGCCAUACUCAGCUGGAUACCGGGCUUCAAUGGCGGCUUGUUGAGCACAAAAUUCCUUGUCACUUAUCGUCGCGUGGCAACACCGCGCGAACAAACGCUUUCCGACUGCGCCACACACACCUACACCACUUCCAUUGUGAGCAGUAGCAGCAGCAGUAGCGCUGCUGCGAGCUUUACCUCUGGCAGUAGCGCUGGCUCAGCAGAUUGGUUAGAGUUCGAUUGCUAUCGUGAGAAUCCCUGUAAAGUAAUGCCGUUGGAUCAGUAUCAAAGUUAUAUGUUUCGUGUGUAUGCGCUGAAUUCGAAAGGCAGUUCGGGCUACUCCAACGAAGUGUUGGCCACCACAAAAGUCAGUAAAAUUCCGCCACCCCUGCAUGUCACCUAUGAUCCCAACUCGCAUGUUCUGGGUAUCAAUGUGGCGGCGACAUGUCUGUCAUUAAUUGCAAUAGUCGAAUCAUUGGUGAAUCGCGAAACGCCAAUGGCCACAUGGGAGAUUGUGGAUACAGUGACAUUACUCCCAUCCGGCAGUGAGGCCACAUUCAAAGAGGCAGUAAUUAAUCACAUUCCACAAACGACACAUUACAGCGCAUCGGGCCGUACACUGGGCCAUGCUGAGGACAUAACGUUGGCGCUGGCGGAGACGGCGCAGGGACCGACGGUGCGUGUGAAAUUGUGCCUACGCACCAAUCACGACCAUUGCGGACAGUAUGCGAAUGCGGAAAUUGGCAAAUCAUAUAUGCCUGAGACAUCAACGCUAACGACAUCCGCUGUAAUAGCCAUAAUCGUCUCGUCCAUUGCAUUCCUACUGCUCGUCGGACUCUUAUUGCUCUUUUGUCACUGCCGACGCGUGGCAUCCAACAAGAAGAAGACCAACACCAGCUCACCGGCCAAAGAAUACGACCUCGACUCGGGUCGUCCAUCUAUAGUGGCGCAAACAAAUCAAGCGCCACCACCCUAUUAUCCAACCGGUAGUCUGGAUAGCAGCAAAUCACGAGAUUCGCAUGCGAUGGAGCUAACACUCACAGCUGUGCAGGAUAACGAGGAACAACUGCAUCAGCAGCAGCAACAGCAACACCAGAAAUCCGCCGCCACUGUAGCGGGCAUGACAGUCUAUGGCUCGCAGAAUGGUUAUGGCUAUCAUGUCACAUCGACGCUUGGCAGUGGUGGUGGAGGCGGCGGCAGCAGUGUUGGCAGUGAUGCGGAUAGCUACCAAGUGACGCCAUUAGCGCACUCGGCCAUGGCGGGGCGCAACGAGUGGUCCACAGGCCUGCACUAUCCGUCAGCCGAAAAUAAUUACUCCACCAAGUCGAACAGCAUCUGCAGCAGUCUAGCCAGCGCGCAGGAUACAUUGUGGCGUGUGAAAAUGGCUGCCGCACAACAGCACUCCUCCGCCGCGGUGGCAGCGGCGGCGGCGGCGGCAGCAGCUGGCGCACAAAUCUACAUCGAACAGCCGCCCGGUUCGAUAGCGUAUGGCACUUGUCUGGAUCCGCUGACGCAAUGCGUCGUGGACUAUGUCGGAUAUCCGGUGCCACCGCCACCGCAUAUAACGCAAGCAUCCGCCGUCGCCGCCGCAACGGUGGCAACGUCGACGGCUGGCACUUGUGGCAAUGGCAUUCCGCACGAUUUUUCAAGCUCCGGCAGCAGUCAAAGUCCUUGCGCGCCCACCAACAGCGGGUUGAGUGUCGUCAGCCAAGCCGCCGCUAUAGGCGAGAGCGGUCAGCGGCAGGAGUAUGUGGCGGAGCUGCAACAGUUGCACGAGCAGCAACUACAGCACCAACAGUAUCAGCAUCAGUUGCAGCAACAACAUCAGCAACAGCUGCAAUCACCGCCACAGCCGCCACAACGUUUUGGCACAUUGAAAAAGUCGCGUCAGCAACAACAGCAGCAACAGCAGCGCAUGGAGCAGCAGUUAGCGGACAUCAUACAGGAUUUAGCUAAUUAAUUAAAUCAAAUAAGGAGUAAAAUAACAACAACAACAAACAAAGCAACUGAUAUUAAAUUUUUUAUAUAUGUGGUAAGCUUAGGAGUAGUUAUAGCAAAAUACCAAAAAAAUAAAAUAAAAUCGAAAAAACAAAGAAAAAAUUAAAAUUAAUUAGAACUCCACAAAUUUGUGAAUACACACACAUACAAACAUAUAUAUAUAGACAUAUACAUAUGUACAUAUUUGUACACGCACAUUACGCUCUUCACAUCCGGCACUGUUGUAUUUAAAAAUAAAUAUAUAUAUAUAUUUACCACUUAUUAUAUUGUAUGUACGUAAGCUAAGUACAUAGUGAUACGCAUAGUAAAUAAGUGAAAAAUAAAAUGGAAAACAAAAACAAAAUUAGUAAAUAAGGCAAUAGGACACUGAUUAGCUGACUAAAUAUGGUACAUAAAGGAAAUUAAGGAAUUUUAUUGACUGUUUGAAGCUAUGAAAUAACCGAAAAACCAAAAAGCCGAACAAACCGCAUGCCACAACAAAAGCAAAAACAAUUAACCAAAUAUGCAUGUUUCAUUUGUGUUUGUUGUAGUUUUGGAGCAAAAUUGUUGAGGCGGAAAAGUCAUUUAGUGGUUUUGUGUGUGAUUUUUGCCGAAAUUCGCACUCGAACAAAGCAUUUAAAUUGCGCAUUAACGCAAUGAUGCCAAUAGCAAUAACAACAGCAACAACAAAAAAAUGUUAAACACAAAAAUGCCGGAAAAAUUGUGCAAACAAACUUAGCAUUUCACACUAAUUUCUAUUGUGGCACGCACAAACACAAACGAACGCUCAGAAAAGCACGCACACACACACGCACGAAAAAUCGAAUUGUGUGUAGUAGUAUGUGUGUAUGAUGAAUAUGUAUGCAAACAAUGCGGGAAUGUUUUGAAAUGUAUUGUUUUUUUUUUUUUGGUUUUUGAAAUAUUUAACUUUUACGCGCCGCAAAGUAUGCAACACAAUGCAAUGCUUGCUCAACACUUUGCAGCAAAUUCAAUCACUCGUGUGCCGAUUAAUGUUUAAUACGUUUAGCAAGCCGCCAAAAAUGUCCUGCAGAAAAAUUAUUGUUUUUGAUAAUUUUACGAAGGUUGAUGCGAGGGCUGAGAGACGAAAGUGCGAUGCAAUGCGGAAAUAUGCGCUCAAGUACCGAGACUACUCUAAAGAAAUAUUGAAAACGACAAGAACAGUCUGCUUCCUUAAUUUAUUCAACUAAAUAGUUAAAAACUAAAAAUUUCUAAUUGUCUUAAUUAUAACAUGACCGUGGUUUGUACUAAAAGAAGUAAGUUCAGACAAAUUCUCGAUAUCUGAACAAGUUUCAGCGAUAUGAUAUGAAUUUUAGUAGCUUGAGCCUAUGAUACACGCAUGUACUGUAAAAUUAAACUGCUUCAUAUAUGCUAGCAAUGCAACUCCAUGUCUGUUUUCAUGUAUUUUGCCAUUCAGCACCAAUUAAGCUCAAUAUAAUGUUAGCUGAAUAAUCUGCUGAAUACCAAAAGUACUUGAAAUUUUUUUAGGUGGUUUACUAUUUGGUGCUUUUGGAUUUCGGUACUUAUUCAGCUCAAUAUUACGUCAGCUGAAUAAUGCGCUGAAUGUGAAUACUACUUGGAAUGUUGCUUAGGUGGUUCACUAUUUGGUGUCUUUGGAUUUCAGUGUUUAUUCAGCUCCAUAUAAUGAAGAUAGUGGUAGCUGAAUAAGGUGCUUCACUAUAUAGUUCUUUUGGAAUUCAACGCUUACUCAGCUCAUUAUAAUGUUGGCUGAAUAAUGUGCUGACUACCAAAACAAUUUGAAUUAUUGUUUAGUUGGCUCACUAUUUUGUGCUUUUGGAUUUCAAUGUUUAUUCAGCUAAAUGUAAUGAAGAUAAUGAUAGCUGAAUAAUGCGCUUAAUACUAAUACUCUUGAAAAGACUGAUGAAGUGUUUCACUAUUUAAUUCUUUCGAAUUUCAGCGCUUAUUCAGCUCAAUAUAAUGUUAGCUGAGUAAUAUGCUGAAUACAAAAGCUACUUGAAAUGUCGUUUAGGUGGCUCACUGUUUUGUGCUUUUCGAUUUUAGUGCUUAUUCAGCUCCAUAUAGUGAAGAUAAUAGUAGCUGAAUAGUGCCCUGAAUACCAAAACUCUUGAAAAGCUUUGUAAGGUGUUUCACUAUUAGGUUCUUUUGAAUUUCAGCGCUUAUUCAGCCCAAGAUAAUGGCAGCUGAAUACAGCGUUUGAAGCCAAAGCUUAUAAAAAUGAUAGCAAAGAGUUGAACUCUACGGAAUAUUAAUUUAAAGUCACCUUAUGAAAUCGACACUACAUUUAGAAAUGAGAAUUGUAAUUCCUUUUCCUUAAAAAACUCGAAGUAAUCAUCUGAUAAGACUUUAGUUCAUAAAAAACGAUUAGCUCAGUCAAUAUUUUCAAACUAGUUUUGAAAACUAAAGUUUUCUCAACCUCUAAAUACAAAUAAGUCUGGUUAGAAAGGAAAAGAAAUAAGUCUGCCUAGAAAGGAACGGACAAGCAAUCUGCAAACUGCUUACAGGUUGAUGAUCUGGAAAGUCUAUUAUACCUGAAAAGCUUUAGAAAUUACACAAACGCUAACGACUAAUGGGUUCUUGGAAUCUAAAAUUAAUUUGUUUCACAAUAAUCUCUUCAUCCCACAACGCUAGUUUCAUGGUAGCUCAACAUGGUCUUUAUUUCUUUGUUUUGCUUUAUGAAAUUUAACUCCUUUUAAUCAAAACUUAUCGAGACCGGCUUCGAAAGUAAACGCUGUUUAGGGAACUUCAAAAUACUAAGCUCAACCUAGGAGGUUACCUACUUCGAUUCCUUCAAGUUCAAGUAAAACUUAAGAGCAAGAAACAAGGACAAAUGAGCAUAAGGAGAUCCAAGAUAAGUGAGUGAUCUAGAAAAACAAUUUCGGCUCGAUCGUUCAUCGAGUGCAAGCUUCCAAUACGAGUACAAUCGACAGGAGGUUCUUUCGUAUAUAGAAAUAGCGAAACCGGAUAUAUUCUUGCGAAACCUGUAGACGUACAGGAAUCAGGGAUACGCAAUAAGGAAAUAAGUCGAGUAAAUAAAGCAAGAAAAGGGAGCAGUAACAUCAAUACAAAUACCAAAUUGUGGGUUCCUCGGGCAUUCAAUAUAAUCACUCGAGUAGUAUGAGUUAAGCGAAUGUAGAGAUCCUCAUUAAAAUAAUUUUGGAUGCAUAUCAAAUUUGAAGAAAACUGUACCAUAAGAUGCUUAGAAACCCAGGCAGCUAAAUCCUCCCUUUUCUAUAUCUUUUUCUACUUAAGUACUAAUUCCAACACUGACGUUCUUAUUGGGAUAGUUAGGUAUCAAGAAGAAUAGUACAUAUAUUCUGUGUACUCAUUGAGCAAAUUUACAACAACAACACAGCACUGAAAGCUUGAAAGCUAAUAUGCAAAUUAUAAUUGUUCUGUAUGGCUACAAUAACAGUUUUUGCAAUAAAUAAAGCAACAACAAUAACAAUUUAGAAAUACGCAGUAAAUUGUGCGGUAUUAGUAAAAUUCACGCGUGAUUAGUUCGGAAUUUGCCGAAAUGAUUUAUGUUUCAGCGCUUAGCAGGCGAAAUACCACGCUAUUGUUGCUGUUACACUAAAAAUAUUUGCUUUUGCGGAUAAUUUAACAAGCAUAACACACAUGUUAGUAUGUGUAUAAUGAGCUGGAUUAAUUGCCGAGCGAAAAAUGCCAGAAAAAUGUAUGACAUUUCCAGCUGUUAAAAAACUGUUGAAAAAACUAAAUUUUUUGCACUACUGUACUUUUGUAAAAGUUUAAAUUUUUGCAAAACCGUUUAAUGCAACUUUAUCCGAAAGCACAACUGAAUUGAGUUAAUUUUGAAUUUAAAACCGUAGACAUACAAAUUUUCUUCAAAAUUAGAUAAUAUAUGGAAUUAGGCAAAAAUUAUUAUUAUUUUAUCAAAGACGAGUAGUCCAGUGAUGAGAAAAGACAGCCUACAGAAAUGUAGAAUAUUGAAAGAAUUUCACACAAUUAUCAUUAAUAAACACCGGAAACACGUUUGAAACUUAAAAAAAAGUAGUGAGUUUAUCUAAACUUAGUUAGAAAAAUAAAUCAAACUAUAAAAUUUAAAUGUGGUGAGUUCAGUUGAGGUGAGUUUAAGUGUGGUGAGUUGGGGUGAGUUUAAGUGUGGUGAGUUUGAGUGUGGUGAGUUUUUUGUGCGGAGAGUUCAAGUAUUUACAGUUCAGCGGUUGUGUGUUCGACAUCUUCAUUAUAAAUUUAAUGAAUUUAUGUGUGGUGAGUUUAGGUUUUAUUAGAUCAAUUGAGUGUAAUGAGUUAAAACGUGGGGAAUUAUCCCUCACCUGAUUAUUGAUAUGAACUGGAGUUUGAGAUAAUUCUUAGUUUUUUGAUAAAUUAUGUCAUAAUAUCAAAACUACAAGUUUUUAUGACAAGAAAAAGUCUUUAUAUAAAAUAAAAGUAUAAUGAAGAAGAUAUUCAUAUUAUUUGGAUUUGGGAGCAAUAUUUGCUGUUUUUUUCCGGAUGAACAACCUGCACCAACAAUCUACCGCGACAACAUUGUUGUCCCUCCACUCGACCAUGCAAAGGUGAAAAAAGCUCUAAGUUGGUUUAAGUACAACAAAAAUCCAGAGGCCGAUGGAUUACCGACUAAACUGUCUAAAGUCGGCGG
This is a messenger RNA of Bactrocera neohumeralis, 9597 nucleotides long. RefSeq names its product hemicentin-1 (gene fred). The coding region runs from base 787 to 4962 and encodes 1391 amino acids. The record is from RefSeq and is a predicted model, not a curated record. The transcript is spliced from 8 exons. NCBI's taxonomy places the organism in Eukaryota, Metazoa, Arthropoda, Insecta, Diptera, Tephritidae. Gene Ontology annotation, biological process: cell-cell adhesion. Gene Ontology annotation, cellular component: cell-cell junction. Gene Ontology annotation, molecular function: cell adhesion molecule binding.